UAACCAGCUCUAUUAGAAAAGCCUACGGUCAUAGCGACAAGAUUGCUCUCGGCUGUGAUUUUACCAUGGCUCCUGCAGGCUUUCCAUCCUUCCUUCCUCUCUGUGUGUUCCUGCUGCUGGCCUCUGGCUUUUCCCAGGCAGGCAGGCUGUUGGUGAUGCCCAUGGAUGGGAGCCACUGGUUCACCAUGCAGAUGGUUGUGGAGAAACUUAUUCACAAAGGCCAUGAGGUGGUGGUAGUCAUCCCAGAGGUGAGUUGGCAGCUUGGGAAAUCACUGAAUUGUACAGUGAAGACAUACUCGAUUUCCCACACUCUGGAGGAUCUGGACCAUGUGUUCAAGUAUUUUUCUUACACUCAAUGGAAAACUCCAGAAAAAAGUAUGCGUUCUUUAAUGACAGGCUCAGCCAAAGGUUUCUUUGAACUAAUAUUUUCACACUGCAGGAGUUUGUUUAACGACAAGAAGUUAGUGGAAUACUUGAAGCAGACUUCAUUUGAUGCUGUGUUUCUGGAUCCUUUCCAUGUGUGUGGAUUAACUGUUGCCAAAUAUUUGUCCCUCCCAUCAGUGAUCUUUGCAAGAUAUAUAUUUUGCCACUAUCUUGAAGAGGGUACCCAGUGCCCAAGUCUUCCUUCUUAUGUUCCUAGACUUUUCUCAGCAUUCACAGACACCAUGACUUUCAAGGAGAGAGUGUGGAACCAUCUCUCCUACUUUGAGGAACGUGCAUUUUGCUCCUAUUAUUUCAAAACUGUUGUAGAAAUUGCCUCUGAAGUUCUGCAGACCCCAGUGACUAUGACAGACCUCUACAGCCCAGUGUCCAUUUGGAUGUUACGCACUGACUUUGUGCUGGAAUUCCCCAGACCUGUGAUGCCCAAUGUUGUCUUUGUUGGUGGGAUCAACUGCCUCCAGGGGAAGCCACUUUCCAAGGAAUUUGAAGCCUAUGUCAACGCCUCUGGAGAGCAUGGCAUCGUGGUUUUCUCUUUGGGAUCGAUGGUCUCAGAGAUUCCGGAGAAGAAAGCCAUGGAAAUCGCUGAGGCUUUGGGCAGAAUUCCUCAGACAGUCCUGUGGCGCUACACCGGAACUAAACCAUCAAAUCUUGCAAAGAACACAAUUCUUGUCAAAUGGCUACCCCAAAAUGAUCUGCUUGGUCAUCCGAAGGCUCGGGCGUUCAUCACACACUCUGGUUCCCAUGGUAUUUAUGAAGGAAUAUGCAAUGGGGUUCCCAUGGUGAUGAUGCCCUUGUUUGGUGAUCAGAUGGACAACGCCAAACGCAUGGAAACUCGGGGAGCUGGGGUGACCCUGAAUGUCCUUGAAAUGACUGCUGAUGAUUUGGAAAAUGCCCUUAAAACUGUCAUCAAUAACAAGAGCUACAAGGAGAACAUCAUGCGCCUUUCCAGCCUUCACAAGGAUCGUCCUAUAGAGCCUCUGGACCUGGCUGUGUUCUGGGUGGAGUACGUGAUGAGGCACAAGGGGGCACCACACCUGCGCCCAGCUGCCCAUGACCUCACCUGGUAUCAGUACCACUCCUUGGAUGUGAUUGGCUUCCUCCUGGCCAUUGUGUUGACGGUGGUCUUCAUUGUCUUUAAAUGUUGUGCCUAUGGCUUCCGGAAAUGCUUUGGGGGAAAGAGGAAAGUGAAGAAGUCACACAAGUCCAAAACCCACUGAGAAGUGGUGGGAAGCAAAAGAGAAGUAUUAGUGCAUUAUCCAAUCAGUUGAAACUUGGAAACGAGUGUUUAUCCACGUUGUUUUUAUUAGGGAAAUAAUUCACCAUACAUCAUGUACCCAGAAGAUUUUUUUUUAAAUAAAAACAAUCUAACUGCUGGCCACACCCAUAAUGAAAGGUACUGGAAUGUGUGAUCUGCUUCUCCAGUACCUUCAGACUGGAUAACCCUUGCCGUCUGUUGGUAACUUACAGAAAGUUUGGCACUCUGCCUUCAGUGACAGCCCCUCAGUUUCCCCUGCCUCUGUCAGCUGAUGGUUUCCUUUCCUGUUCUCAGACUGUUGUGACCUUCCCCAGUGUUAGCCAUUCCUCACUGUGCUCAUGAAUUGUGGGUGGCACAGCCUUUGUAGCUUUGGGAGAAAAAGAUGAGGCUCUGACCCUGGUGACCCUGUGUUUGAGAUAAUAAUCAUUGCUGUGUCUGGAUUUGAUAAAAACUAAAGUAUGUUCUAAGGCAAGCACAUCUGUAGUGUUACCAAACCAAAAAUUUAUCAAUAAAUUCAUAUAAAUUGUAUUACUA
Molecule: messenger RNA, 2230 nt
Organism: Arvicanthis niloticus (Nile rat)
Lineage: Eukaryota; Metazoa; Chordata; Mammalia; Rodentia; Muridae
Product: UDP-glucuronosyltransferase 1A3
Molecular function (GO): UDP-glycosyltransferase activity
Source: RefSeq, a predicted model, not a curated record